AAAGCCAUUCCAAAUUUCCAACAAUGGCUACCAGUAAACUAUGCCUGAACACUACAGUUUCCCUCUUCAUUUUGCUAUGUUUCAGCAUAGCACCGCCUUAUUCUGUUCAUGCACAGAGUACUGUUAGAGAUACCAUUAAGACUGGGGAAAUGCUUGGAUUCUCUGACCAACUUACUUCAGCUGAUGGCAGAUUCGUUUUAGGCUUUUUCAACCCCUUAAAUGCUGCUCACCGUUACUUGGGAAUCUGGUUUAAAGAUGACCCCAAUAAUGUUGUAUGGGUUGCUCAACGAACCAGUCCCGUAUACGGAAGCAGUGGCAACCUCACUAUGGACUCAGACGGCGUAUUGAAGAUUAUGCAGAGUGGAGGGAACACAAUUGCGUUGAAUUCCAAUCAAGCGGCUAAGAACUCGACAGCAACACUUGAGACUUCUGGCAAUUUUGUAUUGACAGAAUUGAAUCCUGAUGGAUCUCCCAAGCAGGUUUUGUGGCAAAGCUUUGAUUUUCCUACUAACACGUUACUUCCUGGAAUGAAACUAGGGGUUAACUUCCGAACUGGGCAAACUUGGUUGCUUACUUCUUGGUUAAGCCAACAAAUAGCUACCCCUGGAACUUUUUCCCUUGAGUGGAACAACAGUUCUGGUACUGGACAAAUCGUUGCCAGACGCCGUGGAGAUAUCUACUGGACAAGUGGGAGCUUGAACUUGAACAGUCGUACCUUUGAGAACGUUCGUGGGUCGCAGGAUAAAUUCAAUUUUAGUUAUGUUUCUAACCAGAAUGAGAGCUACUUCACUUAUUCUGUUCUUGAUGGGAGUACUUCGAGGUUGGUCUUGGAUGAAAAAGGGGCAAUUAGCAAUCUUCUUAUAGACGGUGUAUGCUAUGGGUAUCUAGGUUGUGCGAUGUCAGAACCUACCUGCAGAAGUAAAGAAGAUGACUUUUUGCCACAAAUAGGUGUUUUUGAUGGAGGAUCUUAUUUGUCUGAGGACAAUGUGAGCAUUGGUUUAAGCGAUUGUUGGACUAGAUGCUGGAAUGAAUGUUCUUGUAUUGGUUAUAAUACUCUUAACACAGAUGGAACUGGAUGUGAAUUUUGGAAUACAGAUGUAAACUUUACAACAGCUGAAACUAAUGGGAGAAUGCCUUAUGUUCUAAGUUCAGCAUUGCCAUCAUCAUUAAACAACUCAUCAGAAAAUGGAAAAUGGUGGAUGUGGCUCAUCAUUGCAGUUGCUGGUGUUUUGGUAAUACUUAGCGUGGGCUUCUUAUGCUAUUUGAGAAGGAAGAAACUCCAAAGGGACAAGGAAAGGAGUGAAGAAAUUAUAUUAUUGGAAUUAAUUGCUAAUGAUACAAAAGAGAGAGGGAAUGAUGGGAAGAAAGAUCAUGAUUUGAAAGUCUUCACUUUUGCUUCUAUAACGGCCGCAACAAAUGAUUUUUCAACUGAAAAUAAACUUGGAGAGGGUGGUUUUGGUCCUGUAUAUAAGGGAAAAUUGCCAGAGGGGCUAGAAAUAGCGGUAAAGAGACUCUCAAGGAGUUCCGUUCAAGGAUUGGUGGAGUUCAAGAAUGAACUAUUACUCAUAGCAAAACUCCAACACAUGAAUCUCGUUAGACUUUUGGGUUGUUGUGUUAAAGGAGACGAAAAGAUGCUUAUCUAUGAAUUCAUGCCCAACAAAAGCUUGGACUUCUUCCUUUUUGAACCAACCAAAAGGGAGCUCUUGGAUUGGAAGAGACGUUACAAUAUUAUAGAUGGAAUUGCUCAAGGACUACUUUAUUUGCAUAAAUAUUCCAGACUCAGAAUUAUCCACAGAGAUCUUAAAGCAAGUAACAUUUUGCUUGAUGAUGAUAUGAACCCCAAAAUUUCUGAUUUUGGCAUGGCCAGAAUUUUUGGUCGACAUGAAUCUGAUGCAAAUACAAAUAGAGUUGUCGGAACAUACGGUUACAUGUCCCCUGAGUAUGCGAUGGAGGGCAAUUUCUCAGAGAAGUCAGAUGUAUACAGUUUUGGAGUCUUGCUGUUGGAGAUAAUCAGUGGCAGAAAAAACAGUGCCAUUUAUCAUGAUCUUGAUCGCCCCAUGAAUUUAGUGGGAUUUACUUGGCAGCUAUGGAGAGAAGGAAGAAUCCUGGAGCUAAUGGAUCCAACACUGGCUGAUUCCUGCGUCAGGUCCCAAGUCCUGAGAUGCAUUCAUGUGGGUCUUUUGUGCGUACAAGAAUAUGCAGUGGAUAGGCCAACUAUGCCUGAUGUCAUUUCUAUGCUCUUCAAUGAAACGGUGCCGCUUCCUACACCAAAACAAACAGCAUUUAACACUCAACAAAAACUGAUGGAGGCAAAUUUACUGAGGGGUGAACAAGAGAGUUGCUCAAUAAGUGUGUCUGCUAUUUCGGAAAUUGAGGGCCGGUGGAAAAUGGUGGUGUGGCUCAUCAUUGCAGUUGCUGGUGUUUUGGGGACAAGGAAAGGAGUGAAGAAAUUAUAUAUUGAAUUAAUUGCUAAUGAUACAAAAGAGAGGAAUGAUGGGAAGAAAGAUCAUGAUUUGAAAGUCUUCACUUUUGCUUCUAUAACGGCCGCAACAAAUGAUUUUUCAACUGAAAAUAAACUGGAGAGGGUGGUGUUUGGUCCUUAUAUAAGAACCAACCAAAAGGGAGCUCUUGGAUUGGAAGAGACGUUACAAUAUUAUAGAUGGAAUUGCUCAAGGACUACUUUUUUGCAAAAUAUUCCAGACUCAGAAUUAUCCACAGAGAUCUUAAAGCAACAACGAGUUGGAAGUUUGGAGGGAGGAAUUGAGUUUCUUGAGCUUUGCGGCUUCGAGAGAAUUGAAGGGGACAACUUCUUGUUUCUUCCCCGUGACAAGGUUGACAUGGCAGCAUUAAACUCAGCUGGCCAUUCCAAAUUUCCAACAAUGGCUACCAGUAAACUAUGCCUGAACACUACAGUUUCCCUCUUCAUUUUGCUAUGUUUCAGCAUAGCACCGCCUUAUUCUGUUCAUGCACAGAGUACUGUUAGAGAUACCAUUAAGACUGGGGAAAUGCUUGGAUUCUCUGACCAACUUACUUCAGCUGAUGGCAGAUUCGUUUUAGGCUUUUUCAACCCCUUAAAUGCUGCUCACCGUUACUUGGGAAUCUGGUUUAAAGAUGACCCCAAUAAUGUUGUAUGGGUUGCUCAACGAACCAGUCCCGUAUACGGAAGCAGUGGCAACCUCACUAUGGACUCAGACGGCGUAUUGAAGAUUAUGCAGAGUGGAGGGAACACAAUUGCGUUGAAUUCCAAUCAAGCGGCUAAGAACUCGACAGCAACACUUGAGACUUCUGGCAAUUUUGUAUUGACAGAAUUGAAUCCUGAUGGAUCUCCCAAGCAGGUUUUGUGGCAAAGCUUUGAUUUUCCUACUAACACGUUACUUCCUGGAAUGAAACUAGGGGUUAACUUCCGAACUGGGCAAACUUGGUUGCUUACUUCUUGGUUAAGCCAACAAAUAGCUACCCCUGGAACUUUUUCCCUUGAGUGGAACAACAGUUCUGGUACUGGACAAAUCGUUGCCAGACGCCGUGGAGAUAUCUACUGGACAAGUGGGAGCUUGAACUUGAACAGUCGUACCUUUGAGAACGUUCGUGGGUCGCAGGAUAAAUUCAAUUUUAGUUAUGUUUCUAACCAGAAUGAGAGCUACUUCACUUAUUCUGUUCUUGAUGGGAGUACUUCGAGGUUGGUCUUGGAUGAAAAAGGGGCAAUUAGCAAUCUUCUUAUAGACGGUGUAUGCUAUGGGUAUCUAGGUUGUGCGAUGUCAGAACCUACCUGCAGAAGUAAAGAAGAUGACUUUUUGCCACAAAUAGGUGUUUUUGAUGGAGGAUCUUAUUUGUCUGAGGACAAUGUGAGCAUUGGUUUAAGCGAUUGUUGGACUAGAUGCUGGAAUGAAUGUUCUUGUAUUGGUUAUAAUACUCUUAACACAGAUGGAACUGGAUGUGAAUUUUGGAAUACAGAUGUAAACUUUACAACAGCUGAAACUAAUGGGAGAAUGCCUUAUGUUCUAAGUUCAGCAUUGCCAUCAUCAUUAAACAACUCAUCAGAAAAUGGAAAAUGGUGGAUGUGGCUCAUCAUUGCAGUUGCUGGUGUUUUGGUAAUACUUAGCGUGGGCUUCUUAUGCUAUUUGAGAAGGAAGAAACUCCAAAGGGACAAGGAAAGGAGUGAAGAAAUUAUAUUAUUGGAAUUAAUUGCUAAUGAUACAAAAGAGAGAGGGAAUGAUGGGAAGAAAGAUCAUGAUUUGAAAGUCUUCACUUUUGCUUCUAUAACGGCCGCAACAAAUGAUUUUUCAACUGAAAAUAAACUUGGAGAGGGUGGUUUUGGUCCUGUAUAUAAGGGAAAAUUGCCAGAGGGGCUAGAAAUAGCGGUAAAGAGACUCUCAAGGAGUUCCGUUCAAGGAUUGGUGGAGUUCAAGAAUGAACUAUUACUCAUAGCAAAACUCCAACACAUGAAUCUCGUUAGACUUUUGGGUUGUUGUGUUAAAGGAGACGAAAAGAUGCUUAUCUAUGAAUUCAUGCCCAACAAAAGCUUGGACUUCUUCCUUUUUGAACCAACCAAAAGGGAGCUCUUGGAUUGGAAGAGACGUUACAAUAUUAUAGAUGGAAUUGCUCAAGGACUACUUUAUUUGCAUAAAUAUUCCAGACUCAGAAUUAUCCACAGAGAUCUUAAAGCAAGUAACAUUUUGCUUGAUGAUGAUAUGAACCCCAAAAUUUCUGAUUUUGGCAUGGCCAGAAUUUUUGGUCGACAUGAAUCUGAUGCAAAUACAAAUAGAGUUGUCGGAACAUACGGUUACAUGUCCCCUGAGUAUGCGAUGGAGGGCAAUUUCUCAGAGAAGUCAGAUGUAUACAGUUUUGGAGUCUUGCUGUUGGAGAUAAUCAGUGGCAGAAAAAACAGUGCCAUUUAUCAUGAUCUUGAUCGCCCCAUGAAUUUAGUGGGAUUUACUUGGCAGCUAUGGAGAGAAGGAAGAAUCCUGGAGCUAAUGGAUCCAACACUGGCUGAUUCCUGCGUCAGGUCCCAAGUCCUGAGAUGCAUUCAUGUGGGUCUUUUGUGCGUACAAGAAUAUGCAGUGGAUAGGCCAACUAUGCCUGAUGUCAUUUCUAUGCUCUUCAAUGAAACGGUGCCACUUCCUACACCAAAACAAACAGCAUUUAACACUCAACAAAAACUGACGGAGGCAAAUUUACUGAGGGGUGAACAAGAGAGUUGUUCAAUAAGUGUAUCUGCUAUUUCGGAAAUUGAGGGCCGGUGA
Molecule: messenger RNA, 5240 nt
Organism: Pistacia vera
Lineage: Eukaryota; Viridiplantae; Streptophyta; Magnoliopsida; Sapindales; Anacardiaceae
Exons: 18
Coding region: 24-5240 (1738 amino acids)
Biological process (GO): protein phosphorylation
Molecular function (GO): ATP binding; protein kinase activity
Source: RefSeq, a predicted model, not a curated record